AUGACGAGUUUUGUUACGACAGCCACAACCAUGUUCAGCCGUUUCCCUCUACGGCACAGCAAGCCGAAGGAACCUGAAAUCGGGUUCCCAAUACUAGUCGAGAGCUCGCGACCGGACGUUUUGCUUAUGAGAAGUGAGAGCCACCAGAAUAUUCUUUCGCAAUCAAGCUUUACUGGAACACUGAAAUACACCACUACUCCUAAUUUUAAUGCUCAUCCUAUUAUGCCCGCAUCGAACGGCCCUCCAACUUUUCACACAAUACCCCGCCACCCAGCCCAUUUAGCAUCCCUUCCUGGUACUAAAAAAAGUGCUUUUACUCGAAAACCAGUAGCCUCUGCACCUUCUAGUGCUAUUACUGGUCCAAAGAGCAUCGAUUUAUUAUUUGCUGCAGAAGCGAGUAGAAGAGGAAGCAGCCCAGACGAAGUUACAAGGAAAGAAUCAGUCGACAGCGUUGCAUUUGAACCAAAGACAGAUAUUCCACCGCCGCCACCGGAAAAAGCACCAAGGUUAAGAGAUUCGAUCGUACCAUCCUUGAGCGCUUUAGAUAGGUCUUUCUUGGGUAGCAUAUGUGGAGGAGAAGACAUCAAGGAGGAAGACGAAGAGUCAGCAUCCAAUCCACCAACACCAGUACCUUCAACCACUCCGAUACCCUCAAAUUCUACUUCUUCUAGAUUACCACUUCCCCAGGCUCGUAAAGUAUCAUACGAACCCGGACCUUUGAAAGUACUUCCGAAAACAAAUAGCGGACCUCCACCUAGGAGAUCGCCUCCACCGAUUCUAUCCCCAACUGGGGCGCCUAUGAUAGAGCUCGCUCCCCUCACACCAAUACUUCAAGAUAACGGAGACGACACUUCCAGUGUACUCAUGUCGCUUGUAUCAGAGUCCGGAAACUCCUCUCCACAGGAGCCCAAAGGUGGCGAAGCGUACAUCGCUCUUCUAGAGCGUCAGCGAGAUCAACUUAUCGCAAGGCAGAGACGAGUUAUGCAUCAAAUCAAGGAACUCGAGGCUUGCUUGCCACCAAACCCGUCUACCCACAACUAUACGCACAGGGCGCAGCUAAAGGACGAAUUGAAACGACUACAGGCUGAGUACGAUAGUUUAUCCCGGGACCUUUAUGACAAGGGUCUCAUGUUGCAUCGCGCUUGGAAACGACGGGAUGCGAACAUGGGACUAGAAGCUCCUGCGGUCCUUUGGGUCCGAAGGGUGGGCGGCCCUUGA
Orbilia oligospora ATCC 24927 is the source of this 1218-nucleotide messenger RNA. RefSeq lists its product as uncharacterized. The record is from RefSeq and is a predicted model, not a curated record. The transcript has 2 exons. NCBI's taxonomy places the organism in Eukaryota, Fungi, Ascomycota, Orbiliomycetes, Orbiliales, Orbiliaceae. Bases 1 to 1218 code for a protein of 405 amino acids.